This is a messenger RNA of Schistosoma bovis, 1508 nucleotides long. NCBI's taxonomy places the organism in Eukaryota, Metazoa, Platyhelminthes, Trematoda, Strigeidida, Schistosomatidae. The record is from the annotation of a GenBank genome assembly.
UCACUUACAGAGGUUAUGUUAACGGAAUUAAAUAAACGAGUUAUACAAUAUGGAGUAUUUAUUAUAAGUUUAUUGGUGAUAAUAUCUGGAGGUUCAGUCCUUAUCUAUUUUGUUUUAACUAAUAAACAAGCGCCAAAGAACUUGGCAAUUUAUCUUUCGAACGACACUAGCACUCAACUAUCUCAGAUGCUUGUCAUGAUUUUUACCAGUUUGCUUGUGGAGAAUGGGAAAACCAAAAUCCUUUGAUUAGUCAAGACGCUAGUUUGAAUGCAUUUCUUAAAAUGGAAAUAAUGAUCGAUCAUUACUUCUGGAAAAUAAUUGCUGAUGAGUCCUACGACAUAGAAGAUUCACAUCUACAGAAUGCUCGAAAGUUUUACAAAUCUUGCGUAUUCACUCGUAACUGGAAAACAGCUCAAUUAGCUUAUCAAUCAUUAAUACGUGAUCUAUUUGGUGGAUGGGAACUAAUACCGUCAAUUUCAACAGACACUAAAAAAAUGAGUCUAACUGAUCUAUUUUUACCAAUAAUAAGUCAAACUGGUAGUUCACUUUUAUUUUCAAUAAAUAUCAAGCAGGAUUUAUUCGCCGUAAAUACUGAUAUGGAUAAAUUCGAAGAGGAUUACUACAAGCUUGCAUUUGGAAUAGGAGUAUCUCAUUUCGAGCAAUCACAGUUAACAAUUGCUUUUCAAAUGUUGGUCGAUUUAAGCAAUGAGAUAUCAAUGACACAAGGACUUCAUGUGAGCGAAUUCAAUGAAAUUAUUUCAAUGAAAGAACUGAAAUCCAUUUGUCCUCAGAUCGAUUGGAGUUAUUUAUUGAAAGAAUUACUGAAACAAACUGGAUAUACAAAAUCCAAGCAGCUAUCAAUCAUUGUAGAAGGACGAUAUCAGCUAAAACAUCGUUGUGAAUUAUAUGGUGAUGUAAUGAAAACAAAAAAUGAUAAAAGUGCAUUUCGUACAAUCAUUAUUAUGGAUUUUUUGAUUAAUCAAUUGUUGCAAUCCAUGAACCUCAGUCCCACUGGAACAGACAAUAAUUCGUAUUCAUGUGUACUGUUUGAUUCAGCUGGUACUAGUCUAACUGGUUUGACUGGUCUUAUGUUAUCUUCUGUGAUAGAAACUAAAACUUCAUGUAUUAUUGAUCAAUAUAGACUUUAUGAAUUUACCGAUUACAAAGCCCUUCAAACCGAUACACGAGAUGAAAUUUUAGCCGAUAUUGGAGGUUUAAAAGCGUCUUACUAUACGUACAGGCGUUUAUAUGAGAAGUAUUCGAAUAGUGUUAAUCAAAAUUAUAAUCUCUCUCUUAUAUCUGAUCAGUUGUUCUUUCUCUCAUUUGCACAAUCUCUUUGUGGACAUCAUAGUGGAACUUCUCUUUUAAUACAUUCAAUAGUUGUUCCACAUGUAAUAGAAAGAUACAGAGUAUUCGGGGCGUUGAUUAAUAGCAAAGAAUUCGCACAUGCAUAUGGAUGUCCAGUUGGUUCACCAAUGAAUCCUGAUACAAAAUGCGAUAUAUGGUGA